Molecule: messenger RNA, 291 nt
Organism: Saprolegnia diclina VS20
Lineage: Eukaryota; Oomycota; Saprolegniomycetes; Saprolegniales; Saprolegniaceae
Exons: 2
Coding region: 1-291 (96 amino acids)
Source: RefSeq, a predicted model, not a curated record
AUGGCCAUGGCGCAUGUCGUAUCGCUUCUCGUCCUUGUCGUCGCGGGCUCGUCGGCGGCGAAUCUACCGAACGCGACCGAGAUGGCGACCGUCGUGGCUGCCACCCCCGCCGUCGCUCCGACCGCCGAGGUGCUGAGCUCGAACGCUGUCGCGCUCGCAUUGACGGUCGCCGUCGCCGGCGCCGCGCUGCUUCUCGUGCUCCUCGCCCAGCGCAAGCGCCGACAGGCGGCCAAUGCGGCCACCUCGAUCCUCGUCACCAAGACGCCCGCGCAUUCGAUUUGGAUUUUGUAG